AUGAUGAUUGAUGAUACCCAUCACAACCCCUCAUUUCAUCUUUAUAUAUAUAUAUAUAUAUAUAUUUACCCCAAAUCCGAAACCCUAAUCACAAUCUCUAAUCGAUUUCCCCCAAAUCCAUGGAUCCCUUCUCUUCCUCCUCCUCUCCAUCGUCCCCUUCCUCUCCUUCUCUCAAGCACAAGCUCCGCUCCUCCAUCUGCUUCUCCUGCUGCUUCCGCGCCGAUCGUGACGCCGACGACCGCCAAGCCACCUCCCUCAUGCGCUCCUCCUCCGCCUGGAUCCGAUCCAAGGCUCCCUGAGAUCGGCGACCGCUAUCGCACCUUUGUGUCUCGGAUGUCCCAGAAUCAUCACCGCCGUCGCCAUUCCGGGGAUUUCAGGUAUGAUCCUCUUGAUUAUGCCCUCAAUUUCGAUGAUGGUGGGGAUGCCGAUGAUGCCUACCUCGCCGGAGAUCUGUCUAAGUACCGCAAUUUCUCUUCCCGUCUCCCUGCUUUCUCCUCCUCCGCCACUGCCGCCGUCUUCGGCUGUUGCCGCCGUGUAGUGUGUGUGUUUUAUAUAUAUAUAUAUAUAUUAUUGAGUGUUUGUAUGUAAUAUCUCGAUGUUUAAUUCCAAUGUUUCCUUUUAGAAAUGUGAAA
Messenger RNA from Dioscorea cayenensis subsp. rotundata (Guinea yam), 632 nucleotides. Its product is annotated as myosin tail region-interacting protein MTI1-like. The record is from RefSeq and is a predicted model, not a curated record. Bases 1 to 588 code for a protein of 195 amino acids. NCBI's taxonomy places the organism in Eukaryota, Viridiplantae, Streptophyta, Magnoliopsida, Dioscoreales, Dioscoreaceae. The transcript has a single exon.